GUGCGCAGCCCCGCGUACCCUUGCACCUCUCGCCAGGCCUUCGGCCCUAGCGUGGGGUUGCCCCCUGAACAUCAUAUACACCGGUCACCGCAGGUCGCACGAUGGCAUAAACAAUCUUCCUCUCUACGCCCGGAGCAAUCUUUAAUUAUACAAACAUUGUUCCCUUGAUACUAACGCCUUGCAUUCAAUCGAAGAGCUGCUGUUUGAAACAGUACUUCCACCUGAGAACAUCUCGACUUGAGUACCUCCAAAUCUGAAUGAGCUCCAACUACAUUAAGUACAUACAAAAUGUCGUCUUUCACACAAUCGACGCCUGUCGGUUUACCACAGUCACCUCGAGCAAACCGCCAAAUGCUUCUCCCGCUCGACACAUCAUUCUCGACACAAGAACCAUCCACACCAUCUUCAUCAUCAGAAACACUCUCGAGCCAGUCACAACAACCAACACCCAAUAUACGGCACCGCAACCGCGACUCCUUCAUCUUCAUAAACGCAACUAUCCCUCUUAGCCCCGCAUCUUCAACAUCGAAUGACUCUGCUAGCGACGCUUUCCUUCAAGGCCUUGCCCCACGGAAACGCGAUGGCUUUGCUCGCCUCUUCUGCUGCUUUGGCCGCGAGGAACGUGCAAGGCGGCGAGAGCUGAGAGCGACUCAGUUUGAGAAAGUUGGCGAGAAGUCUCACUGGUCUGAGUACUGAGGUCUCUGGACCUCACAGGAAUGACGGCCUAUUACCUUCCAAGUAUGGAGCGACGAUCGGCGACGACAUUCACUAGGGGGGCCUUCUACAAAAAUUACAUCAAAUUCCGCACCGCCAUCUUCUCAUGAUGGAUGUUGAUGGGCUGAUAUGUACCACAUCUUCUUUAUUCU
Macroventuria anomochaeta is the source of this 866-nucleotide messenger RNA. RefSeq lists its product as uncharacterized. The record is from RefSeq and is a predicted model, not a curated record. The coding region runs from base 289 to 696 and encodes 135 amino acids. Lineage: Eukaryota; Fungi; Ascomycota; Dothideomycetes; Pleosporales; Didymellaceae. The transcript has a single exon.